UCUCUCUCCAUACUGGCGUGUCGUGACAUACAGGGCCGUACCGUUACGUACCACAUGUAAAUACGUGAAAUUUAACUGGCAUAUCAGGAUUUCCGUACAUAAGAAGAUUUACAUAAUAGUCGGGAGGAAGACUUCGGUAGCAUUGUACUGUUGAUAUUUCGGACAGAAGAGGAGGAAGUGUUCGGUAGUUUCAGCAGACUGGUUGCAAGUACACAUUUGAGUAAAGUUCUUCUACAGGUCGAGUAUCCGUGUGAGGGCGUACAUGACCCGUGAAUGACCAUGCUGUUUGUGUAGGAAGGUUACUGGUAGCUUGACCUGACGAUGGCGAAGAUAGAGAACGAACAAGUAUGGCGGUUUGCCCUGGCCGGUAUCUCCAGCAUGAGUGCUGCUAUGUUUACAAACCCUGUAGACGUCAUCAAAAUUCGCAUGCAGCUGGAAAACGAGCUUGCGUCACAGAAAGGAAUCGACGUACUACGAAAUCGCUACUACGACGGUUUCGUCAAGGGCGGGGUGCGGAUCGUCAGGGACGAAGGGCCACGUGGGCUGUAUAAGGGGUUGGUUCCCUCACUAAUGAGGGAGGGAAGUUACAGUACAAUACGUAUGGGCGCAUACGAGCCGGUGAAAGUCCUGUUUGGCGCCACCGACCCAGCUCACACACCAUUGUGGAAAAAAAUCUGUGCUGGCGCCCUCACUGGAGCAAUAGGAAGUUCCAUAGCAACGCCAACGGAUUUGGUCAAAGUCAGAAUGCAGGGUUGUACGAAGUUGGCUGGGGAAACGCAAAGGUACCGCAGCACGUUUUCAGCCUUCUCGGAAAUUAUACGCCAAAACGGCGUGCGUGGUCUGUAUGUUGGAGUGGGGCCAACGGUCAAGAGGGCGGCUAUACUGACAGCUACACAGAUCCCAACAUAUGACCACACGAAACACACCAUCCUCAACGCUGGGCUGAUGUCAGAGGGCGCCCCACUGCACGUGACAUCGUCUAUGGUGGCGGGCUUUAUGACGGCGUUAACUACGUCACCGGUAGACGUCGUGAAGACCCGGAUAAUGAACCAGCAACAAGGGAAUAAAGUGUACAAGUCGGCUUUUGACUGUUUCCUCAAGACACUGCGGUCGGAAGGUCCUUUGGGACUUUACAAAGGAUUUAUCCCGAACUGGAUGAGGAUUGGUCCUCACACCACUGUCGCGUUUUUCAUCUUUGAGCAACUACGAAGAGUCGUUGGUAUCGACCCUAUAUGAGGUAGUGUGAUUAGCAUGAAAUAGCUAGGACUGCUAUUAAGCUAUGUUAGUAGCAUGUAGUUGUUAAGAACUAUACCGAUGUUUUUCAAUUAAAAAAUAAGUAUAUAUGUACUGUGUAAUUGGAGCGAUAUUUACCUGAAAUGAGUGAUAUUUACCUGAAAUGAGUGAUAUUUACCUGAAAUGAGUAAUAUUUACCUGAAAUGAGUGACGUGUUUACUUGAAAGAAUAUUUGAAUAUGAAUACCAUGCAUCAUGAUCGCAUCUGGUGCAUCUAUACAGGCAAAAUUACUUCAGGUUAGUUUGACCUAAACAAAUCUUGAUUUGAAAUUUAAAUGAAGAUUGUUUUUCAUUUCUAAUUCAGGUUAAUUUUCAGGUCAAAUUCAGGUCAAAUUUUCACCUGUAAUUGCAUGUCUCGAUGUUUUCUUUAGGUAAAAUUGACUUGACAAUUUGACAUGUGGAUGCCUAAUGACAGAACAGAGUACUAUUGUAUAAUUGGUAGCAGAAUCAUGUUGAUUUAUACCAGAUUUGUUUACAAUGUAAGAGAGAGAGAGAGAGAGUAAGGCCGGUAUAAUUUUCUGUAUGUGACUUUCUGUAAUUGUUUUGUUACACUUUAAUAGAUGUUUGUAUUUUGGAUACAUGUGUUAUCACAUUUGACAACGACGUAAAGAAAUUGCAAAUACUCUCGGAAACUGGUUUGAACUCACAUAGGCGGAUCAUUCACCAGUAAUAAUAUUAUGAUGAGUUUUAUCCUUUACAAGGCUUGAUCAGUCGUAGUACUAUUCUGUUGAACUUUUAUUUCCUUGAAAGAUUUCCUAUCAUAUAUUUUGAACACGGUGUUUCUCUAAUAAUGGAACAGAAUCCUUUUUGAUUACACAUUUUUGUUUCUAUAAAAACAGAACACUCAGUAGGUGAGCAGGUUACCCGUUCUCCUUUUGCUAUCAUCAUUCUAAUGUAUCAAAACAUUUUAUCCCCCCCUUUUUAUACAACAUUUUCAAAAUAGAGAUUUAUGCAUUAAUAGGUCAGAUGGGAAUAUCUUUAUUGCGAAAUAAUCACACUUGGAAUAGUUUGUCGUGAAAAAAUGUUAUGUUAACUUUUUAUGAUUUUUUUUCCCGGAUUUCUUUUUUUGUUUGUUUUGUAUCAUUGGAAUAAGUGUACUUGGUAUUGGUACAUAUAAUUUAUUGCAAUAAUUAUUCGUCUUUUAUAGGAAGUCUAUACGUAGUUACACAUGUUGUCAUACAAAAGUAAAAAACCGCAUAUUUUAACUUGGAUAUAAACUAUAUUGUAAUCAGAAAAGAUAAUGAUAGCACGCGUUAUAUAUAGUGUUAUUUUUCGUGUGGUCGCCAUUGGAUAUUUUUAAACAAUUUGUUACUUUUUAUUCAUAUGACAUUUUAAAAUAUAUCAGAUAUUCCAGAUGCUUUUAUUGUAAACAAGUUUGAACCUUGAUUUUAUUUAAACUUAAAACACGAAUUUCAUGUUUUGUAUGUACAUGGAAUUUUCCUUUGAUAUUUU
Molecule: messenger RNA, 2744 nt
Organism: Mizuhopecten yessoensis (Yesso scallop)
Lineage: Eukaryota; Metazoa; Mollusca; Bivalvia; Pectinida; Pectinidae
Product: mitochondrial substrate carrier family protein ucpB-like
Exons: 7
Coding region: 322-1236 (304 amino acids)
Biological process (GO): mitochondrial transport
Cellular component (GO): mitochondrial membrane
Source: RefSeq, a predicted model, not a curated record